Molecule: messenger RNA, 583 nt
Organism: Oreochromis aureus
Lineage: Eukaryota; Metazoa; Chordata; Actinopteri; Cichliformes; Cichlidae
Product: leucine-rich repeat LGI family member 2-like
Exons: 2
Coding region: 84-467 (127 amino acids)
Biological process (GO): inhibitory synapse assembly
Source: RefSeq, a predicted model, not a curated record
AGAACUCAGCACAGUCUUUCUAAGUUGUGUAGAGGUUAUUCAUUUAACGUGGCUUUGUUGGUUUGUGAAAAAUACAUUUCCCGAUGUUCCUUUCCACAGAUUUCAUCCUUCAUCAGUCUGUUGCCUCAGAAUCGUUGUCUGUUGACACAUUCAGCUAUAAGAAUGAUGUCUACGUGGCCAUUUCUGCUCCCAGCACAGAGAGCUGUAUGAUUUUCCAGUGGGACCACAUAGAAAUGAACUUCAGGACUUAUGAUAACAUCACAGGUCAGUCUAUUGUGGGGUGCAAAUCUGUUAUCAUGGAAAAUGAGGUGUUUGUCAUUGUGGCUCAGCUGUUUGGUGGUUCCCACAUUUACAAGUUUGAUGACGAGCAAAGCAGGUUCAAAGAGAAAGGACCUUAUAAACUGUUAAAUAUCCACACCUUCAUAGUUUUCACUCACAAAUUAGAGCGGGGUCAAGAUGUAUCGUGACUAUUUCUGAAUGGCCUUGCACUCAUGGAUCUUCAGACUUUCUGAAGUACUACCCUUUCAUAACUACUUCUAUUCUCUUAAAAAUACCACUGAAGUUCAUGAUGGGUUAAAAAAGA